Messenger RNA from Cornus florida, 2430 nucleotides. RefSeq names its product subtilisin-like protease. The coding region runs from base 1 to 2430 and encodes 809 amino acids. Gene Ontology annotation, molecular function: serine-type endopeptidase activity. Gene Ontology annotation, biological process: proteolysis. The record is from RefSeq and is a predicted model, not a curated record. NCBI's taxonomy places the organism in Eukaryota, Viridiplantae, Streptophyta, Magnoliopsida, Cornales, Cornaceae. The transcript has 2 exons.
AUGGCGAACAAGAGGAGUGAAUUGUUGCCAAACAUGAUAUUCAUUGUCACACUCACUCUCAUUUGCAUUUUUAAUUUCUAUCCCACCAUGGCUAAUGAAGCAGGAUAUUUCUCUUCGGAAGAGAAUGAUGCCAAUGAGCAAAGCAAUUUAGAAACACACAUUGUUCACCUAAAGCUGCCCGAAGGCGUAGAUUUUUCUCGAUCAGAAGACUUGGAGAGCUGGUAUCAGUCCUUCUUGCCAGCUAGCUCGAAUGAGCCCUCGUCACGGAUGGUUCACACAUAUCGUAACGUGAUCAUUGGUUUCGCGGCAAGAUUGUCACCAGAGGAGGUGAAAGCCAUGGAAAAGAAGGAUGGGUUUGUAUCGGCUUGGCCCCAGAAAGUACUGCCACUACACACAACUCAUAGCCCAAACUUCUUGGGUCUGCACCAGAAUUUAGGGUUUUGGAAUGACUCCAAUUAUGGGAAGGGUGUCAUAAUUGGAGUUUUGGACACCGGAAUCACCCCGAACCAUCCCUCAUUUAGCGACAAGGGAAUGGCUGCUCCUCCUCCUAAAUGGAAAGGCAGGUGUGAAACUGGGAUAUCAUGUAAUAACAAGCUCAUCGGUGCUAGGAACUUCCUUAAUCGAACGACACCUGAGCCGCCGCGCGACAACGAUGGUCACGGCACACACACCACGAGCACCGCUGCCGGGAACUUCGUGGAAGGUGCCAAUCUGUUCGGCCAGGACAAUGGCACUGCGGUUGGCAUGGCGCCUCUUGCUCAUUUAGCCAUCUACAAAGUAUGCACCGGCUUUGGUUGUCCCGACGGUGCAAUAUUGGCAGCAAUGGACACUGCUGUCGAGGAUGGAGUGGACGUGCUUUCUCUCUCCCUCGGGGGAGAAUCUUUACCUUUCUAUUCUGACAACAUUGCCCUAGGAGCAUUUGGGGCAAUGAAAAAGGGCAUUUUUGUCAGCUGUGCCGCCGGUAACUCUGGUCCGUUUAAUGCUUCAUUAUCAAAUGAGGCACCAUGGAUUCUAACAGUCGGAGCAAGUACUAUUGACAGAAGCAUAAUGGCAACAGCAGUACUUGGAAACAAUGAGACAUUCGACGGCGAGUCACUAUUACAGCCAAGCAAUUUCACAUCGGAGUUAUUGCCCCUUGUUUACCCCAGCAUCAAUGGCACUGCAUCGUGCAGUCCCCUAGCACUGAACAACACUGAUGUAACAGGAAAAAUAGUGUUGUGUGAGAGAGGUAGUGGCCAAACAGUGAAGGAUGCCGGCGGUGCUGCCAUGAUACUCAUGAACAACCAGAUGAGAGGCUAUAAUACCUUUCCCAUUAAGCCAGUUCUUCCAGCAACACAUGUUAGUUACGACGCGGGAAUGAAGAUCAAAGCUUAUAUAAACUCGUCGGCAACCCCUACUGCUACAAUCUUGUUCAAAGGAACUGUAAUUGGAGUAAAGUCUGCUCCUGUGGUUGUAUAUUUUUCAUCCAGAGGUCCUAGCUUGGCAAGCCCUGGAAUUUUGAAACCGGACAUUAUUGGUCCUGGUAUGAGCAUUCUAGCUGCAUGGCCAUACUCUGUUGACAACACCAACACAACAUCCACAUUUAACAUCAUCUCUGGCACAUCAAUGGCUUGUCCUCAUCUCACUGGCAUCGCGGCGUUGCUGAAAAGUGCACACCCAGAUUGGUCACCGGCUGCCAUUAAGUCCGCGAUCAUGACUACUGCUGAUCACUAUAACCUCGAUAACAAGCUCAUUGUGGAUGAAAGAAUGCUUCCAGCUGACGUCUUCGCGACCGGGGCAGGCCUUGUGAACCCAUCAAAAGCGACUGAUCCAGGACUUGUGUAUGAUCUCAAACCGGAUGAUUACAUACCUUACUUAUGUGGUUUGGGUUACACAGACAAACAGGUUGGAAUCAUCUUACAACGCACAGUGAACUGCUCUGAUGAGCCAAGUAUACCGGAAGCGCAGCUCAACUAUCCUUCAUUUUCAGUUGUGCUCGGUUCUAAUGCUAAUACAUACACGAGGGCAGUGACAAAUGUGGGCGAGGCUAAUUCAUCCUACACUGUUGACAUUGUUUCACCUCCGGGUGUUUAUGUAACUGUCAACCCCACUAAGCUCGAAUUCACUGAAGUCGACCAGCAGAUGACAUACAGUGUGACAUUUACUCGAUCAACUGUUCGAGGUGACACCCCCAAUAUUGUUCAACCUUUUUUACAAUGGGUUUCUGCUACUCGUGUGGUUAGAAGUCCGAUGACGGUCAUUUAUGCAAAUUCACAACUAGAAAUGGAAAAGGAGGCUCCAACCCAGCCCGGGAGGGCCGAGAUGAUCACCCUCCUCAACACCAACCAAUGGGUGAGGUCAAAGGUAUAUCGGGUGGCUUCGCUGGUGGUGGUGAGACAAGUUCGGCUCGGAGGGCUCAUGCUUGGAGAAUUCGGAGUUUUUCAGAGGUGA